Hypomesus transpacificus is the source of this 1722-nucleotide messenger RNA. RefSeq names its product glucose-6-phosphatase catalytic subunit 1a, tandem duplicate 1 (gene g6pc1a.1). Gene Ontology annotation, cellular component: membrane. The transcript has 5 exons. Gene Ontology annotation, molecular function: glucose-6-phosphatase activity. The record is from RefSeq and is a predicted model, not a curated record. Gene Ontology annotation, biological process: glucose 6-phosphate metabolic process; gluconeogenesis. Lineage: Eukaryota; Metazoa; Chordata; Actinopteri; Osmeriformes; Osmeridae. Bases 168 to 1223 code for a protein of 351 amino acids.
CAAAUCCAACAGCCUUGAUUAAAAUCCAGCUGGAUCAGCCCAGACGAGUCGAGCCUGAGAGACUGAAGUCUGGUUGACAGACUUCACCCCCAGUUCACCCUCUGAUCUUCUUUACCCAGGUUUGGUGCUUUAUCACUGGGGACAGGCCAGGACUUCACCGUGCUGCCAUGGAUCUCUUCCACAGUUGGGGUGUAGAGCUGGUGGUUCACCUGCAGACUCAGUAUGGCCAGUAUGAGAACUGCUUCAGCCUAGCUUCCACCGUGGCUGAUCUCCAUGCCACUUUCUUCUGCUUCUUCCCUGUCUGGUUCCAUCUGCGCAGGGAUGUAGGAGUCCAGCUCAUUUGGGUGGCCACCAUUGGAGACUGGCUUAACCUUGUUCUCAAGUGGGUGCUUUUUGGAGAGAGGCCCUAUUGGUGGGUCCAUGAGACCAGGUUUUACAAUAUAGGACCAGCCCAAGCCCCUGCCCUAAAGCAGUUUCCCAUCACAUGUGAAACUGGGCCAGGAAGCCCUUCUGGUCAUGCAAUGGGAGCAGCAGGCGUGUGGUAUGUGAUGGUAACCACCCUCCUGUCAGUGGCAGCUGAGAGGAGUCCUCCUCUCCUGUACAGGUUCCUCCAGGUGGCGCUGUGGUCACUGCUGGGCCUGGUGGUGCUGCUGGUAUGCAUGUCCAGAGUCUUCAUGGCUGCCCACUUCCCCCACCAGGUCAUCAGUGGGGUCAUCAUAGGCAUCAUUGUGGCUGAGAUCUUUUCAAGAGUGCGGUGGAUCUACAGCGCCAGCCUGAAGAAGUACUUGUACACCACCCUCUUCUUGCUCUCCUUCGCUGUGGGCUUCUACGUGCUGCUGAAUGCUCUGGGUGUGGACCUGCUGUGGACCCUGGAGAGAGCCCAGAAGUGGUGCGUGAGGGCCGAGUGGGUCCACCUGGAUAGCACCCCCUUCGCCAGCCUCCUCCGCAACAUGGGCACCCUGUUUGGCCUGGGACUGGGUCUGCACUCACCCCUCUACACUGAGCGCAAGAGGAGCACCAGCGCUACCUUCAGGGAUGGAUGUAUGGUUGGUUCCUUGCUGCUCCUCCAGUGUCUGGAUGGGUUGACCUUCUCCUCCAAAAACCAAAUACUGUUUUACCUGCUGUCGUUCAGCAAGAGCGCCACUGCUAUCUUCAUCACCACUGCUCUUUUACCUGGAGCUCUCCAUUGGGCUUUCCUUGGAAGAAUUAAGAAGAACGCAUGAUUGGUUGAUAGAAGGUUGAGAACGUGAGAAAGUAGUUUCUGCUGUUUCCAAAUGUUCUGAAAGACAGUAAUCUCCUGCAUUUUGGAACUGAGGUUUCUUCUUUGGCAUGCCAGUUGCAUUGGUUGUACUAUACGUUUGUACUUUUCUUUUACUGUUGUUAACUCUCUUGCAUCUCAUAUCAGUACAUCUCUGAAAGAGUACAACAGUGUUCAGCACAUUAUGUUUGUGUGGCUCUUUCAAUGACAACAUUGUAACAAAGGUCAUCUAUCAGGCCCUGAACUAUGCCCUCAGCAUGGAUAUAAUACACACUGACUGUACUGUACAGUACCAGCAAGGAUGAAAGAAUGUUGAUUCAACAAAGAUUUGUACAUUUUGAUGUAGAUAUCAAUAGAAUACAAAAGUCUGCUCAUGAACAGAUGUGAAACAAUUCUCUCAGAAAGGCUGAAAAGCUUAGUCUUAUUAUUAAUCUUUAUAAAUAAAGACUGACAUGUCUGGUGUU